AUGCCAACCACCAAAAUCAUCCUCCUCGGCCUGGGCGAACUAGGCUCUGCCUUUCUCCCCCAUCUCAUCCCCCUCCCAUCUACACACCUCACAGUCGGCACCCCCAAUCCCUCAAAGCAUGCUUCCCUCCUGGCUUCUUACCCUACCGUCUCUUACCUUGCCAUCGACCUCACUACACCCUCUGAUUCACUCGCCAAAGCCUUUGCAGCUUUCGACAUUCUCAUCACCGCUACCGGCUUCUCCUCUAACAUCGAUAGCGUCACAAAACUGACGAACGAGGUCCUCCAAGCAGGCAAGAUACGCCAAGCACAGGGAAAGAGCAAGAUAUGGUUCUUCCCCUGGCAGUGGGGCGUCGAUUACGACGUCACAGGCGACGUAGAGGGAAAGAUGCCGUUAUUUGGAAAACAAAAGGCUGUCCGAGAUUUACUCCGGGAAAGAGCAGAGGAGAGUGGAGUGUGCUGGACUAUCGUGUCGACAGGCAUUUUCAUGAGCUUCCUGUUCGAAGGCUCUUGGGGCAUUAUUGAUAGGAGCCGAGAGGACCGCGGGAAGAUCGUGGUGAGGUGUUUGAAGAAUUGGGAGCACAAGGUCACAGUGACGGAUGUGGAUGAUAUUGGGCGCGUGCUGGCGAAGAUUGUCGCAAAACAUGUCGAGGCGGAGAAUUGCAUCCUGUAUAUCGCUGGAGAUACAGUGAGCUACCAGGAGCUGGCGGAUGUUAUUGGACACGUGAGUGGCAAAGAGAUUGGCAGGGAAAAGUGGUCGAUCCCAUACUUGGAGGCUGAGCUCAAAGCUGACCCGGAUCAUCAAAUCAAAAAGUAUCGGCUGGUGUUUGCGAGGGACAGCGUGUAUUGGGACAAGGAAAAGACUGCAAACCAUGAGUUGGUGAUGAGCAUGGUUGAUGUUGAAACGUAUGCGCGCAAGUUGUUUGGAAACAAAGGCAGUAGUCAGUGA
Messenger RNA from Pyrenophora tritici-repentis Pt-1C-BFP, 948 nucleotides. RefSeq names its product NmrA multi-domain protein. NCBI's taxonomy places the organism in Eukaryota, Fungi, Ascomycota, Dothideomycetes, Pleosporales, Pleosporaceae. The record is from RefSeq and is a predicted model, not a curated record.